AUGAUAGAUGGUGGCCUUAAUGCAUACUUCACCAAUUAUCUUGCCACCAUUCAGGAGCUACCACGUCUCCUUCAAAGAUUCUUUACUUCCUCAUUUGGUUCUGACGUAGGGCAAAAAGAUCUUAUUAACUCCAUCGAAUCGGCUCUUACUGAUCUCUCGGAAAACAAGAACACCACCAAUCUUGAGGCCUUGUCAUCUAUGAUAAUAACAAUGAAUAAUUCCAAAUCCACACUGCAUGCGAACGACGAGCAACAGCUCAAAAAUUUGAUAAAGGCUUUUACACCCGGGGAUAAUGGGCCGCAUCAAGCCCUAAUUCCAUUAGAAAGUACGUCGCCUCCGCCGCCACCACAACCACCCAUCAAGUCAGCUCGUCGGGUCAUCCAUCAGCACCAUCGUCCCUCGCCCUCACAAAUUCUUCUACGAGGCACAAAAUGGAUAAGUGCUCGGCGAAACGCUGCCUCUUCGGCUAGAGGAGGUCCAUUUAGAGGGGUCAGGAAUCGAGUAAUGUCUUCUGUCCAUCCCUCGCGUUCUCGAAUAACUGACUUACAUAGAAGGGAUCAAGUCCCGUUAGAACAAGUGAUGGCCAACCGGCCAAUAAAGGCACCUCUCUCUCCCUCCUCGAUUUCUUCUUCAAGUGACUCGGAAGAGUACAACCGACCACGUCCAAGGUUGAGGUGCACCUCUUCUCCUCUGCGCAGCCGUAAGAGAGAGGUAGUGGGAACCAGUUCCACCGCUGUGGACGUGUCUGGAGAGCGCCUCUAUUGCCUGUGCAAGAAACUAUCGUACGGGGAUAUGAUUGCUUGUGAUAAUCCUCGUUGCGAAAUCGAGUGGUUUCAUUUUGCUUGCGUCGAGAUAAAAACUCAACCCAAAGGUCGCUGGUAUUGUCCUCGGUGUAGGGGCGAAAGUUCAAAAGUCAAACGAGUCGACGCCUAG
Molecule: messenger RNA, 933 nt
Organism: Echinococcus granulosus
Lineage: Eukaryota; Metazoa; Platyhelminthes; Cestoda; Cyclophyllidea; Taeniidae
Product: Inhibitor of growth protein
Exons: 2
Coding region: 1-933 (310 amino acids)
Source: RefSeq, a predicted model, not a curated record